Arachis stenosperma is the source of this 2627-nucleotide messenger RNA. RefSeq names its product formin-like protein 5. The coding region runs from base 1 to 2457 and encodes 818 amino acids. The record is from RefSeq and is a predicted model, not a curated record. Lineage: Eukaryota; Viridiplantae; Streptophyta; Magnoliopsida; Fabales; Fabaceae. Gene Ontology annotation, molecular function: actin filament binding. The transcript has 7 exons. Gene Ontology annotation, biological process: actin cytoskeleton organization; actin nucleation.
AUGGAGUUGACAAGACCUGGCUAUGCCGUAAUUUAUGUCAUUCUACUUUGCGCAUUGGCACAAGGGGGCUCAGAGGGGAAGAGGGGCGAGGACGAUGAUUUUUCUCCAUCAUCGUUACUUGUACACACAACACAACAGGCCGAGAUAGUGCCAAAACAUAGAAAAGAAUUGACAAAGAACAUUGAAGGCAAAGAGUUGGACUUACAUGCAAAAGAAGAGAGCAAAGACAUUAGGCCAAUACUUUUCAGACAAAACAACACAAACAAAGCAACAAAGUCAAACCAAACUAUUGAUCCACCAACACCACAACCACAGUCAUCGCCACCGCGACGAUCUCAUCGGCUCCUUGCCGCUUCUAGAUCUCUAACAGAGAGUAGUGAUCCUGUAACUUCUCCUCCUCCUAAUAAAAAUGAAGAUGACAAACAACCAAAAACGACGGUUCAUGGUGCUGCUGCUGUAUCAGGAAUUCUAAUGGCACUUGGGGUGUCCUUUUGCUAUAGACAGGUCAAAACCAACAAAGAGGAAAAAGAAGAUAUACUAAUAUUAACCUCAAAGGAUUAUGCUGGCGGUUCACCAAAGAUUGUUCGUUUGGGAGAUAAUACUGAACUUAACAAGCAUAAUAAGGAAGAAGAAUCUGUUACAGAUAACAAUGAAAAGAAAACUUCUGAUGAUGAUGCUAAGAAUGAAGGUAGCAACACUACCUCAGAAGUUGAGACAACAGCACCAUUACAAGUUGUGGAACAUGUAGUUGAAUUUGCACCAGGCCCACCACAACCACCACCACCGCCACCAACUCGAUCAGCUCCACUACCUCCCCCGGCCCCACGGGCCCCUCCACCGCCGGUCCCCCCACGGGGCCACGGUCCGCCACCACCACCGCCUCCAAGGCUACCCGGUCAGGGCCCUCGGGCGCCACCGCCGCCGCCUUUAAGAGGAGGGCGAGGAACAAGUCAUCCUCCACCUGUUCCUUCAAGACCGUUGUCUAAAAGAUUUAGAAAUGUUGCUAGAGUAGAUAGCUUUACUGAGGUCCCUGAUCCUGCAAAGCCUAAACUAAAGCCAUUUUUCUGGGACAAGGUUAAUGCAAAAUCUGAUCAAGCAAUGGUGUGGCACAAAAUCAGCGGAGGUUCAUUCGUAUUCAAUGAGGAACAGAUGGAGUUUCUAUUUGGUUGCGCAAACCAUAACAAAAAUGAACGCAAAAAGGAUUCACCACAAAUUGAUACAGCACAACUUGUUCAGAUUAUUGACAAGAAAAAAGCACAGAAUUUGUCAAUUCUUUUGAAAGCUUUGAAUGUGACAACAGAGGAAGUUGUUGAUGCCAUUAAAGAAGGUAAUGAGCUUCCUAUUGAGCUCAUGCAGACACUGGUGAAGAUGGCGCCGACAUCCGACGAAGAAUUGAAGCUUAGGUUAUAUACAGGACCCCUUUCUGAUCUUGGCCCUGCAGAGAAGUUUCUCAAAGUCUUGGUUGAUAUUCCAUUUGCUUUCAGACGCAUUGAAUGUUUGAUUUUCAUGUGUACCCUUCAAGAAGAGUCCUCAACUAUGAGGGAGUAUUUCACAACAUUAGAGGUUGCUUGCAAGAAACUUGUAAAAAGUAGGCUAUUCUUGAAGCUUCUAGAAGCAGUUCUUAAAACCGGCAACCGAAUGAACGACGGAACGUACCGCGGCGGCGCGCAAGCAUUCAAGCUGGACACACUCUUGAAGCUAUCAGACGUGAAAGGAACAGAUGGGAAGACGACGCUGCUGCACUUCGUUGUUCAAGAAAUCAUUCGAUCCGAGGGAGUUAGAGCUCUAAGAACGGCGAAAGAAAGCGGAAGCAUGCCAAACUUGGAAACAGAGGAUUCUUCUGAAGAAAACUACCGAAGCCUCGGCAUUGAAGUAGUUUCAGGCCUAAGCACUGAGCUAUUGGACGUGAGAAUGGCGGCGUUAAUAGACGGCGAUUUGAUCAGUUCUACGGUGGCGAAACUCAGCCACUCGCUUUCCAAGACUCGAGAGUUUCUUGACACCGAGAUGAAGAACGUUCAAGAAGACGGCGAGUUCCGAUCUUGCAUGGAGAGGUUUCUGGAGAAGGCGACAUCGGAAGUGGCUUGGUUGAUUGAGGAGGAGAAGAGGAUAACGGAACUUGUUAAGGGAACUGCAGAUUAUUUUCACGGUAAUUCAGGGAAAGAAGAAGGGCUUAGAUUGUUCGCCGUUGUCCGCGAUUUCUUGUUCAUAUUGGAUAAGGUGUGCAAGGAGGUGAAGGAAACAAACGUUAAAGAGGCAAAGAAUAAUAAUAGUAAUGUUAAAGAGUCUUCACCAUCAGUGACGCCAUCUUCUACCACGGAAGCUCAACAGCAAAAUUCAGGGCCUUCUGAACUUCAUAGGAGAUUGUUUCCUGCUAUUGUCCAGAGGAGAGUGGAUGAUGAUUCUAGCUCUGAUGAUGACUACGACGAUGACGACGAUAAUAACAAAAUUUCUCCAUAACUUUGGUGUGUAUCUAGUUAUAUAUAUAUAUGUGCAGGUGCAACUGGUUUUGGUUUGAAAGUGGAUUGUGCUACUUUCUGUCAAGAACUAUCUCUCCCAAAAAUUUAACUAGAAGUGGGUACUUUUAUAUCUGAUACAAUUCUUCAUGCAAGAGCUUCUUUGCUUGAAAC